This is a messenger RNA of Suillus clintonianus, 1336 nucleotides long. RefSeq names its product Alpha/Beta hydrolase protein. The coding region runs from base 270 to 1259 and encodes 329 amino acids. NCBI's taxonomy places the organism in Eukaryota, Fungi, Basidiomycota, Agaricomycetes, Boletales, Suillaceae. Gene Ontology annotation, molecular function: epoxide hydrolase activity. The transcript has a single exon. The record is from RefSeq and is a predicted model, not a curated record.
GGCAUACGCAGCGUAGACUGAGGACAGCUAGGAACACAAGACUCCCUGAUGGGCAACUUGCAUGACGCUCUAUAUGCUGCGGUACCUGUCGCAUGCGGCGGCGUGCGCAGCUCUGCUUUGUACGUUCGCUGCGUAUUGGCUCCACUUAUCUUAUUGAAAUUAUCCGCUUUACACACGCCUCCAGCUGCCUGCUGACAGGAGGUCGACCAUAAAUACUGGCUGUCAGGUUGCGAAGUCUAUCUGCACCAAUAUUGCACUAAGUUUGAUUCAUGUCUACAGAUAUUAGCCCCGGGGAGCAAUUUCUUCCUCUACGCGAUGGGCGUACCUUGGCGUACACAGAAGCAGGAAACCUAUCCAGCAAGACUGUUGUUCUUUUCCUGCAUGGUUUUUUUACUGUUGGGAAUGCGUCACAGAUGUCUCCUGUCCUUCUGAACAAGAAUGUUCAUGUCAUCGCGCCCACCCUGCCUGGAUGGGGCAACACGUCGCCUCCUCCCCCGUCGACACCAUACCACGACUGCCUCACAAGUGACAUGACCAUGCUAUUAUCCCACCUGUAUCCGGAUUCCAACGACCGCGACAUCAAAUUGUACAUCGCAGGGGGCUCGUUCGGCGCAGCGCCUGCACAGAUAUUAUAUGGUGCACCGUAUGAUAAGUUCCCAUUCGGCCGUUGCAUAUCAGGGGUGUUGCUGUUAGGCGCGCCGACUCCAUUUCGCUACCACAAAGAUUAUGCCAAGCACAUGACGUGGGCGCAUUAUUUCAUGCCUGGUCCCAUCGGGUAUUACAUGCCAUUCAACCUCCUUACCCAUCUCGUGAAAUUUGUGCUAGCAAGAAGGUUGACGACCAUAGAAGGCACAGAGGCGAUGUUGCGCCAAACUGUUUUUGACAAGAUGGAUCAGAAGGAGCGAGAGGUGUUUGCGAAGUGGAGUGAGGAACACGGGAAGGUCCCGGAGGACACGGUGCGGAGAAUGGCUGAAAAUUCCAUGAAGAGUAUCUCCAAGUCUUGGGAGGGCUUCAUGCUCACACCACCCCUUCUACACUCGGAUUGGGGCUUCCGGCCUGACGGAUUGGACAAGGAACACUCUCGUCCGCAUGUCCUGAUCGUGGCGUGUAAGGACGAUCACAUGUCUCCGGUGGCCUAUGCACACUAUCUUGCUGCCAAUUACAAGAAUGCGCGGGUAAAGAUCGCCGAUGGAGGUCAUUUAGGUAUUAUGUACCACAUGGACGAGGUAUGGGCGGAAUUUUUAGCUGAUGAGCAAUAGGGGAUGCAGCAAGCAAUACAUUGUGAAUCGGUUAUAGCUAUAUACAUAGCUAAAAGUUAACAAAGCGACAGCAGACA